Erythranthe guttata (spotted monkey flower) is the source of this 1016-nucleotide messenger RNA. RefSeq names its product chloroplast protein FOR GROWTH AND FERTILITY 2. NCBI's taxonomy places the organism in Eukaryota, Viridiplantae, Streptophyta, Magnoliopsida, Lamiales, Phrymaceae. The record is from RefSeq and is a predicted model, not a curated record.
UAUUUUAAGGUGUUUAACGCUGCGAAACUGAUAGUAAUAUCAGCAAUUCUUUUGACAUCGCUCCACCAAGCCAUUAUCCAUCCAGCAUUCGCUAGUUUCCCAAGUGCAGCCAAAGCUGGAGGAACAAGUCUCGUUCACAACGAGCUACUUACCGGUGCAUGGACAGGCUUCUUUGCAGGUUGCCUACACACACUAUCGGGCCCCGAUCAUCUCGCCGCAUUAGCCCCACUCUCGAUAGGCCGAACAAGACUCGAAAGUGCUGCCAUUGGAGCCCUAUGGGGCUGCGGCCAUGAUUUCGGACAAGUUAUAUUCGGCCUUCUCUUCUUACUCCUAAAGGACCGUCUCCACAUCGAGGUUAUCAGAACUUGGGGGACAAGAGUUGUGGGGUCCACUUUGCUCGUAAUUGGUGCCAUGGGAAUCAAAGAAGCUUCCGGAAUAAUCCAGGACCCGCUUCUAGAAGAAGAAGCUCCGAAGAAGAAGAAGAAGAUCGGGGUAGCUACCUUUGCGACUGGGAUUGUGCAUGGAUUGCAGCCAGAUGCUUUGAUGAUGAUUCUGCCAGCGCUUGCGUUGCCUUCGAGAAUGGCAGGUGCUGCGUUUUUGGUGAUGUUCUUGAUUGGGACAGUGAUUGCUAUGGGGAGUUACACUGUAUUUAUAGGGUCAUGUAGUGAAGCUCUUAAGGAGAGAGUGCCUAGAAUUACUGAGAAGCUCACUUGGGGUUCUUCAUUUAUAGCUAUUGCUUUAGGCCUUGCUAUUCUCAUCACUCAAUUCUUUGGGUUUAGCUUGUAUUGAUUUUUUUAUUUAUUAUUUUUUUUUUCGGGUUUGUAGUAGGAAUAUUUUUCUUUCGAGAGAGGCUAGCCUAGCUAAUUCCGAAUAACUUUCGACCUUGUAACCUUAUUUAUGUUUAAUAUGAUUAGUGUUCGAAAGUUUGCGAUUUACGAAGGGAGUGGAUUCGGAGCGGACGCCCUGUUAAAAGAAGAAAAAACGAUGCUACUAAUGGAUUGAGAAUUAGUUUCCGA